GUCGAGAUGGAGCUCAUCGAUCCCACUCCGAACAUCGAGGACGCCAAGGCCCACUUGGUGAGGACGAGCGCUACAGUAGAAAACAAGUGGUUGAGCCCGCUGUGCACACCGACGUACCGGCUCAGCGAAAUUGGUGGAACCGGCACCGAGCUGUAUUUCCGCACGUUGAGGAAUCUGGGUUUCAUCUUCGCCUACAUGGCAGCCGCGACAGGUCCUUUGGUAGCCUUCUGCCUGCUGGGCAACUUCGGGCCAGACACCGGCCAGUUCCUGCUGAAGACGACCAUCGGAAACCUGGGCGAGUUUGUGGAGGCGGACAUCAUCGAUCCCUGGAGUCGAGUUGUGCGGCUGGGCUGUGAAGGCACCGAAAUUCACAACCUGACGGGUAUCUUCGGCUGGCUGGACUUCGUUGCCGUGGCGAUUUUCUUGCUCUACUGCAUCUGGGCUCGUUUCAUCCAGAUACCGAGUACGGCGGCAACGGACGAGCUGGAGCAAGUUACGCCUCGCGAUUAUUCUGUCAUGAUCCAUGGCCUGCCUUACAAGAUCGAGGACCAAAAGAACUACGAGAAGCUGCUGGAGCAACACCUCAUCAGCCGAAUCAAGCAUGCGCGAAGUCGGAGGCCGGUCGGCCACGAGAUGCCGGAACCGCAGGUUUGUGAGCUUACGCUUGUCCGCGACUACAACGGCAGGCUGCAUGAGCUGAAAGAUCGUGCAGAUCUGGUACUUCGCACUGAGAUCGCAGAGAAGUACAGCGAGAAGUCGGGGAAACCAGGGCGCCUGGAUAAACUCAAGGGCCGAUUGGAGAAGCUGAACUUCAAGCUGGGAACGAAGCUCGAAGCCGAAGAGGAGCUGCCGGUCGUGCGGGCCUAUGCCAUCCUCCAGUGCACUGAGGACGUCGCCAACUUGCUCUUCGACUACCGUUUUGCAAACUACAAGCUCUUCAAGUGCUGCCAGUUCAACGCCAGGCGCUUUCAAGGCAGCUCCAUCCGGAUCACUCCGGCGCCGCAGCCGACGGAUAUCAUCUGGGAGAACCAGGACAUUGCCUGGUACAGCCGCCUUUGGCGUCAAGCGCUUGUGCUGCUGCUCUUCGUGAUCAUCCUCUCCAUUUCGUUGUGUCUGAUCUAUGUGACUACAGUGGCGGGUAAAGCUACGGCGAAGUCACAGGUCAGCUACCUCGGUGUGCCGGAGUGCGAUCCUGCCGGCGAUCAGGUUGACCUUCAAGGGAAUGAGCAGUACAAGUGCAUGAUCACAGUUGCCGCGAAUUGGACGAAGCAGUACGCGACAGAGGAAGGUGGCGACAUCCUCAGCUGCUGGUGCACGGCGCAGGGCUACGAGGCGCUGUUCAGAGACCAAGCCCUGCUGGACGCGUGCACUCCGUGGCUCUGGGAACUGGCAACAUCCGUGGGCAUUGCUUUCGCCUCGUCGACUAUCGUGAUGGUGAUCAACGUGGUGUUGCAGCUUGUGCUGGUCUACCUUGCAGAGUUCGAGCGACCUCUCUCACACACCAGCCUCAACAGCUCCAUGAUGAAGAAGGCUUUUUGGGCACAGACGCUGAACACAGGAUUUGUUCUCUUCUUCGUGAACUACUUCGCGCCCGAGGUGCUUCAGAAUGCCGUCCUCAUCAUUCCUGGUGUAGGAAACCUCCUCUUUCGCGGGCCCUUCGCAGAGAUCACACGCGGGUGGUACGCCAUCGUCGGUGUCACCAUCCUCAUGAAUAUGCUGCUCAACUGCUUUGUGCCGGCCGGAGUGACUGUCGCCAAGAUGAUAGUCAAUGUCUUCUUGAGGUGUUUCUUCAGAAUGGGCGUCGCUCACCAGGCGCUGCGUCUUGUUCAACGAAUGUGCUCCGAUUCAUUCCAUCCUGCAACAACUUGCCAUGCAGAGCUGCUGGAGCUGUACACUCACCCGGAGUUCGACAUCAAGCAAAAGUAUGCGCAGCUCCUCACGACAGUUUUCGUGACACUGAUGUACGGAGCUGGGCUUCCGCUUCUGUACUUCAUGGCCUGCGUGCUCCGGCUGCAAGGGUACUGGGCAGACAAGUACUGCCUGCUUUGGGGCUCUCGAAGGCCUCCGCACUACGACACCAAGAUGGCCACCGAGGCCAUCGAAAGCAUGCUGUACGCUGUUCCUUUCCACUGCGUGCUGGCAGUCCUGAUGUACGGCCAGACGUGCGUCUUUCCGUCCAACCCCUUGGGAGGAGACCUGGGGAACCUGGUGGAUCAGGGAUCUGACUACACUCCGGGCAUGCUCCAGCAGUUCCUCCCGCAGAUCACGCGUGAGUCAACGUGGAUGUUCUUCCUCCUCUUCGUGUUGUUGGUUGGCUUGUGGGUCUUGUGGCUGGUGCUUUGGAUCAUCGGCGGAACGGCCUCCACGGCGUGGGACCUGAUAGUUGACGUCUGCUGUCCGAAGUGGAAGAGGAAGCAGCCCAGCAGGGACGAGAUGGUUGAAGCCUUGAAGAAGGGCGAGAGAACGCUCAACGGAUACAGCAUCGACGUCGCCAGCACGAUGAACUGGGAUGAAGCGUUCGUCCACAUCGAGAAUACGUUUCCGCCAGCAUCUUACAGGUUCGAAAGGCACCCGGCCCUGGUCUCGGUGGCUCCGCUGCUGAGACCUGCAAGUCAACCGAACACCGCCAGGGGCAGCCCCAGCGAUGCUGCCGACGCCGCCCUGCGGACAGCGGCAGAGGUCUCCCAGGAGAAUGAGGCGACCCGGGCGCCGACGUCCGCGCCGGUGCCUGACAACGUGGCGAAGAACUUCCUCAAGGCGCUCGACGAGGAGUACGUCCUUGGGAAGGGUGCCAUGGUCGGCAACUUCUUCGACAGCGAAGGGUACCAGGCGCACCGCGGCACUGGACUUCGAAGACGCCAGUUUAUGCCGCCGAAGCUCGAGGAGGAGGAUCGGCCGUAUAGAGGCACGCGGGCAGGCGCCAAAGGUCGGAAGAAGAAGUUUUACAACAUCCAAGACGACCUGGUCCGCGCGUGCUGGAGGAUCUUUUCUGUACGGAUUGCGAAGGCCACUUUCGAGGAUAUAUCCGAAGGCCAUCACAGAGCCGUUCUGCAGUUCAGCACAGUUGGAGAGGACAUCGACGAAGACGAUCUGCUGUGGGAAGACCUGGCUGGGUAUUAUACCGAGCUUCAGGCCCCCGUCCGUGCUGUGGCCGAACGCAGGGGUGCAGCCCAAGGCGCACCGAGCUCAUCAGCAGCUCCCGGCCCGAAGGCCAAGUGGCAGCCUAAGGCAAAGGCCAAGGAGCCAGCAGGCCCGCCGCCGGUAAAGGCGAAGCCAAGGGAACCUGCAGAGCCGCCACCGAAGGCUAAGGCGCCGUCGCUGGACCUCCCUGCGUCAACGCGAGAUCUUUACAAGCCCUCGAGGCGCGACCCUUUGCGAAGAGGACGGGUCAGGCCAGAGGAGCCGUUAGAGACAGAGGACGUUGGCACACGCAGCCGCUCCCAACCACCUUCUGGAGACAUUGGUGUGGAUCUGAGUGCAGCCGGAGGCGCACUAUAUAGAGAGGCCAUCUUUGCAGGAGGCGAGGAGAGCCCGCACACCACCUGGAACACGUGCAGCGGAGACGGGCUACAUUCGCGACCUUCGUUUGCGCGGUUCCGUGCUUGCAUCACUGCAUCGCAGGGAACAGGCGGAACCGGAGGCCGCGACAGAGGAGCAGCCAGCAGAGGAGCCGACAGCCGAGAGGUCAAGACCGAGGAGGCCUUGGCCACGGACUUCUUGCGCCUGGAGGCACAAAGAGACAUCCUGGAGGGCAAGCAAUGGCAGUGCCUGGAGGACAUGGAGAACCGGAAGCUGGUGAACCAGCAGAGGCAGAAAGCUUAUGCCGACAUCCUUGACCGGCGUCUCCGGGUUGAGGGAAAGCAGCAGAGUGUCACCAAAGAGCGCAACCUGGUGAUACGCACGGAGGCCACCAAAUUGUGCAGUGGCCGUGCCGAGGGCGAGGCGAUCAACCACAUCCGUGCUCGUAAAGAGCGUUUUGGAGUGGAAGUGGAGCAGAUGUGGAAAGACUGGCAGCAGCGCGUCGCCGCCAAAAUUCGGGAGGACAUUGAAGUGGCCCGCAGGGAUGCCGAGCACUGCAAAGCAAGGCAACAGGAAGCCAUGGAGGCUAUGCCGGACAAGGAUGUGCCCCUCACUGCCGUGGUCGGCGCCGCGGCGGCUGCCAGCGCGGUGGUCGGCGCCGCCACGGGCGUGGCCCUCUUCAUGGCUCUGAAGGGGAAGGAGAAGGCAACGGCGAGCGCGAGCCCGGCGCCUGAGAUCCCUAAGAUGAAGAGCGCCUCUCCAGACAGUGGCAUGAUGGUGGAGGACCAGAGGUCCAAGAAAGCCGGCCUUGCAGCCACGUGGACAAAGCCUGUUGUGAUUGCGAGUCCUGCCUUGGAGCCCUUGGCCAAAGAGGUUCGCAAGAGAUUAGGAGAAGACGAGUACCCGGAGUGGGCCGGUCCGACCGUCAAUCUGGAGUACUUCAAGUCGAAGGAUCCGAACGUCAAGUUCAAUUGGAAGCGCGUCGUGGGUCGAAAAAUUGUUUUCCUCUUCGACACCGUCGACCAGACCCGAUUCUUCGAGCAGCUCUCGCUGCUUCAGGCCCUCCAGGGCUUUGCAGUUCCGGACGGCGAGGACAAGGGAACCAAGUGGAAGACCUAUGUGAAUGCUGGUGCCUACUCCUGGGGUCGAGCUUCGCAAAUCACCGUGGUCAUACCGUGGUACAGACCAUGCCAGAUGGAGAGAACCAGCAGAUGGCAUCUGGAUGACGCCGGGAAGUGGAUAAACAGCAACCCGGAGGGAGCAUGGCUGGAUGUGCCCAAUGCCUUGUACAUGGCACGUCUUCUUGCGACUCCUGGAUCUGUCCCUCCGCUGCCCGGGCCGAACAGCUCCAUGGACGGAAUGCCGCUGAACCCUCUGUGGCGCCCACCCUUGGAGCUGCUCUUCGUGGAGCUUCACGAGGAAGCGCCGGUGGCGCGGUCGGUUAGUGACCUCGGUGCCACCAUCAGGAUGGAGCGUUUUGUCCCCUACUUCUUGAAGAAGUACAAGGCCAAGCCGACAUAUCCAGGCAAAAACAAUGUGUACAUCCUCUUCCCUGACCACGGCGCGUACGAUCGCUAUGCCGAAGCUGUGGAGCAGGAACUCUUCCUCGAUCUCGACCACAUCCUGUACAUCAAGAAGACAAGAGUUGGCGAGUCCAUCGGGCAGGAGCAAAAACUUUUUUAUGAUCAGAACAGGACGGAGUACGAGAAGACAAUCCAGUUCAAUUCGGACAAGGACCACAUUCUCAUCAUCGAUGACUUCACCAACUCGGGAAGCACCCUGUUUGGGGCGGUUGAGUUAGUCAAGAAGUAUGCAGGGGGCAAGGAGAUGAACGUCUCCAUUUUUGUGUCCCACCUCGUGGCGACCUAUGAUCCAAAGGUCGUCGAGGGGCUGAAGGACAAGCUUCACAAGCUUGGCAAACAGUGCCGUUUCUACACCACAAACUCCAUCCCCAUGACAACGGACUUGCUCAAGGGAGAUGAGCAGGCAACGGUUAUUGACAUCUCCGACUUCAUCGCAGAGUUGGUGGCGAAGUGA
Messenger RNA from Symbiodinium sp. CCMP2456, 5556 nucleotides. Lineage: Eukaryota; Dinophyceae; Suessiales; Symbiodiniaceae. The record is from the annotation of a GenBank genome assembly.